Penicillium diatomitis is the source of this 564-nucleotide messenger RNA. RefSeq lists its product as uncharacterized. The record is from RefSeq and is a predicted model, not a curated record. The coding region runs from base 1 to 564 and encodes 187 amino acids. The transcript is spliced from 3 exons. NCBI's taxonomy places the organism in Eukaryota, Fungi, Ascomycota, Eurotiomycetes, Eurotiales, Aspergillaceae.
AUGGCUCCCAAGCGUACACGAGAUGGGGAAAGCAACCCGGCUGGAUCAGGCGCGGACCAAGUAGUCAAGAAACGCAAAGGUUUCAGUGUUGGUCCUGCCAAUCUACCAGAUGGUACCUAUCGGCGGAAAACUCAAAAGAUCAAGUCCGACCUGAUCCAAAAGGCCAAGGUCAAAAAGGCUUACGCCAAGAUCAAGGCACAAGAACUGUCCACAAAUGCGCCCAAGCCUAUUUUCACCACAGCUGAAGAGGAGAAGGGGGAGACGAGGCACCAGCAGCCUAAACCCGAGCGGCGACCAGAGCGACGACCAGAGCGACGACCACGUGAGGCGAAUGGCCACCCAAGGCAGCGAAAGCCAAAACCUUCUGCGUUCGCCAAAGAGAUGGAAAUUGCAGAGAAGCGAAAACAGGAGGCAGAGGCCCGACAACGGGAACGAGAGGCGCGGCAGAAAGACCGCGAGGCAAUGGCGCGCGCAAAGCGCCUCGAUCAGAAUGGAAAGAGGCGCCUUGGUCGGGAGAGCAACGUACUUUUGAGUCGGGUUCAGCGCAUGGUUGGCCAAAAUUGA